Molecule: messenger RNA, 780 nt
Organism: Letharia columbiana
Lineage: Eukaryota; Fungi; Ascomycota; Lecanoromycetes; Lecanorales; Parmeliaceae
Exons: 2
Coding region: 1-780 (259 amino acids)
Biological process (GO): fatty acid biosynthetic process; secondary metabolite biosynthetic process
Molecular function (GO): fatty acid synthase activity
Source: RefSeq, a predicted model, not a curated record
AUGCAACGAUUGAAGACCGUGAAGAGAGACACGUGGGUGCGCCAAGCAUCUGAGGCUUUUCCGUUCUGUCUACCCCUCGGGCGUGCUGUAUUUGCUAUUUUCACUAGACCUUUCGGCACUGAUGGACGCUCCUACAAUUACGAUCACCGAGCGACUGGAUAUCGCGGUGGAGGAGGUAUGAUAUUCCUGAAGCCACUCGAAGUGCUACAGAGCAACGAUCAGAACGGCCUCAUCAACCUCGCGAACAUAGACCAACCAGCUACCACCGCCAUCCAGAUUGCUCUAGUCUCGCUGCUUGCGAGCUGGAAUAUCAACCCAGCUGCAGUAGUAGGACAUUCCAGUGGCGAGAUUGCAGCUGCUUAUGCUGUUGGAGCACUGUCUCUAACUUUGUGCACGGCGGUGGCAUAUCACCGCGGAGGAUUUGCGUCGAAAUCUGCUGCUCGCGGUGCCAUGCUAGCAAUAGAUGCCACUGUUGCCGAAGUAACUUCCCUGCUUGGAAAGGUCUCCGAGGGAAAAGCCGUAACUGCGUGCAUCAAUAGUCCGUCGCUAAUCCCGGUGUUGGAAGAUUCAGACGCGGUGGACUCACUGCAAAAGCUCGCGACAGAUGCCAACGUCUUUGUAAGGAGACUCAAGGUGGAUAUCGCAUACCACUCGCAUCAUAGGAGGGACAUCGAGGCCGAGUACCCGAUCAAGCUGGGCGGCAUCAGACCGAAUCGUGCCUUGAGUCAAGCCCACGUCUUUCUCCUCAUUGAGAGGCAAGCAAGUUCUCUGGGAGACUAA